AUGAAUGGAGAUAUGCUGCCUUCCUACUACAUGCACCAGUUUGUGCUCAACAGAUCGGCUAACGAUCUGUUGCUUGAGCAGCAGACGCCUAGAGAUUUUGAUGAGAUUUCACAAGAUCCAGUUACUUCCGAUGAUCCCAAUGGCGCGGACAAUUCAGGUAUGAUGACCCUGACCCAGAGCUUAACCAAUUCCGUUUGGAAUAACUUACACAAGACGGCUUAUAUGGACCAAAACAGAAUUCAGACGUCGGUGGAGCUUAAAGACGGCUCCGCGGCUUCCUUUUCAAAUGGCGAUUUGAUACAAGGACUUGUUUACUUGAAAAACUCAACUGAGAUGAGCAUCUCGUUUGAGAUGUUUGUCGUUUCUUUCGAGGGUGAUCUUUUCGUGAAAACAGACCCUUUCCAGAACUCGACAGUUAACAAGAAGUUUUUGAAAAUGGUUGAUUUUGAGGCCAGUGGAGCACUGAGCCAGAAAACCCCCAGACGCUUUCACAAAACGACAAAGAUAGAGAAAGAUACUACCGCUGGCAACGGUAAAACGACGUGCCAAAACAGCGAUGUUUCGCUGGUACAUGGCCUGCCUGAAGAUAAAAUAAUAAGGCCAAAAACUACUUAUGCGAUCCCAUUCACAUUCAGGGUCCCAGAAUGGCAAGUUCUGGAACAAUCCUGUGUUUCGUGUCUGGAUUCGCAUCUCGAGCUUCCUCCAACCUCUGGAACGCGGCAUAUGGCAAACCGCUAUGUCAAUGGCCUUUCGGAGCCCCGUUUGUAUGACGACUUGAACUCUAGGAACUGGUAUUCCGUUGGAUACUCUGUCAAUGCGCGGUUGUUCCACGUGAGUGCUCCUAAACAGGAUAUGGAGCCUACCGCAAUCAUACGGUCCCAUGCGGCAAGGCAUGUGCGCAUCAUUCCAUCUGCAGGCCACGGCCCUGUUUCGCCAGACUUCAAGCUUCAAGCGGAAGACCAGUUGCAGUCGUUUUUAGAUCACGCAAAGACCAGGAUUCAGCACAUCCAAGAGUCCAGUCUCUCACCAAGACGCAAAUCUGACAGUCCCUUGUCUGAAGAGACCAUGCUGACUUUGAAACAGAGACAAAUGUACUCUCCAUAUGUGUCUUCGCUGACUGAGCAGCUAAACUGCUUGAGGUUGGAUCAUAAUGACUCGAAGCAUCAGCUCGAUACGAGCGGGCUCAGUUUACAGUCGGGACAGGAUGACGCUUCCCGCAGGGCUGGUUGUCCAAGUUGUGAAAAGCUAAUUCAGCUCGUGGAAACCAGAGAUCACAACCAUUUCAAGGAUAAACCGCGAUAUAUGCCGCGGCUGAAAGGUGUAAAGAAGAAGAAAAGGGAGAGGCUGCGGCAAUCGCCGUCGGCCGCCUCUUCUUCUGCUUCUCUCUCUUCUUCAGAUGGGAAGAUUCCGCUUGUUCACUGGGACACUGUAGACGAUUCGGGCUUGCUACGACUGCUUGAUCGAACGCGUUCCGUGGGUCCUAACCCAACAUUCACCGUGAACUACCAUCUGAUGAAAAAAAGGGAAAAGAGCUCGUUUCUCUCGAGCCGGCUCUUUGGUGACUCCUGGGGGUUGAAGAAGUCACACAGUGUCGAUUCCGAUGACAUAUCAACUUCUUCUCGCUCCUCGAUGUCAUCAUCGCCGUUCUCGUCAGAACAUCUUUCCCCUAGCACUUCAGCAUCAAGUCUGGAUUUUCUCACAACGCCCAAGCUAACUGCUUCCGUCAAUGACCUCAAAGUUGACAAGACGGAUACCGGUUGGCAGGUGUCUUUGCGACUAGACCUGGAGCUGAUGCUUUCUGAUCCAUCUCUUUUGGCAAGUCUGAAGCCGAAAUCCCAUGACUUUUAUAAGUUAUCAUUGUAUUGCCUCGAUGUUUCUUCACCUCACUCAAUUCCAGUUGAUAUAUCUCCUCUGUGGUUUCCGCAUCCAACGGCACCCGAUGCUGUAUCGAUGAAAAUUCGGCACCAUUUCAAGAAGCUGCUCACCAACUAUGAAACGGCCGCAAGGAAUGAUGCCGAAUUACAAGACGUUCAUUUGAAGAACUCACUCAGCAGUCUCUCAGAGCUGCGCCCUGAGAUGAAAAGAAUUGACGACAACGUGAUACGAUGGCAUCGAAGAAGUCAUGGCUUGCUCGACGUUCAGACACCUUGGAUUGAUCGAAGGUAUGCGCAAUCUCGUCCGCUAGCUAUGGAAACUGACCUGAACUCAUUCAACUCAGUUCCAUCGUCUACCGCAUCGAGCUCUAGUGCGUCGAUCAGUUCUGAUGGUUCAACCUCCCUUGAAGGACAACAAUGGAUUAAAUCUAGCUCGAUUAAAUUCGAGCUGAUCAAUGAUCAGAUUGCCUCUUCUGUAAACAACAACAGCAGCUUCCAAUCGGAAGAGAAAACUAAAGUUAUUUCGCUCUUGCCCAGUUUUCAAACUUGUCUGGCUUCCAGAUCCUACUUUGUGAGGAUCUGGCUCAGACCCUUUGAAUCAGACCAGUUUCAGGCGGCCAAAGACCUUGGCCACGGACUGGAAGUCUGCGAAGAUUCAUGGAUCGAUAUCCCUCUGAAACUGCAGUACUGA
Kuraishia capsulata CBS 1993 is the source of this 2565-nucleotide messenger RNA. RefSeq lists its product as uncharacterized. The record is from RefSeq and is a predicted model, not a curated record. Gene Ontology annotation, cellular component: ubiquitin ligase complex. The transcript has a single exon. Lineage: Eukaryota; Fungi; Ascomycota; Pichiomycetes; Pichiales; Pichiaceae. Bases 1 to 2565 code for a protein of 854 amino acids. Gene Ontology annotation, molecular function: ubiquitin-ubiquitin ligase activity. Gene Ontology annotation, biological process: protein monoubiquitination; protein polyubiquitination.